Molecule: messenger RNA, 2563 nt
Organism: Gadus morhua (Atlantic cod)
Lineage: Eukaryota; Metazoa; Chordata; Actinopteri; Gadiformes; Gadidae
Gene: gas2a
Product: growth arrest-specific 2a
Exons: 8
Coding region: 281-1276 (331 amino acids)
Biological process (GO): actin crosslink formation
Cellular component (GO): actin filament
Molecular function (GO): cytoskeletal adaptor activity; microtubule binding; actin filament binding
Source: RefSeq, a predicted model, not a curated record
GCAGUGGUUUCCUCAUCGGGUCGGGGGUGUCUGCAGCAGUGGAGGCUACAUUUCUACAUUUGAGAGUCUGUGCAGUAGUGGAUGCUAUGUGUGUGUGAGUGUCUGUGCAGUAGUGGAUGCUGUUCCCUGAACGCUGGCUCAGUGUUGUGAAAUGCUUCCACUGUAGUGUACUCUAAGUGUGUGUAGUGAAAAGCAUGAAUAUUGUAAUCCAGGAGAACAGGGAACGCGGCUCCGGAAGAUCUGCAUCCACCUCUUGAAUUGCAGGACAUUGAGAGGCACCAUGUGCAGCUUACUGAGCCCGAAGCAGCCCCCGGGCCCCGGCCUCACCGACAUGCUGCAGUACCAGCAAUGGCUGGAGAGCCGUCAUGAGGCCAGCCUACUGCCCAUGAAGGAAGACCUGGCCAUUUGGCUCACACAUACCCUGGGUGUGGAGAUAACGGGGGAGAGCUUUAUGGAUCGCCUGGACAACGGGGUCCUGCUCUGUCAGCUGGCUGAGACCCUGCAGGAGAAGUUCAGGCAGAACACUGAUGCCCAUGGGAUCAACAAGCAGACGCUCCCGUCCAGAAGGAUACCCUGCCGUCGGAGUGCCCCUUCUGGUUCCUUCUUCGCCAGGGACAACACAGCCAACUUCCUGGCCUGGUGCCGGUCGGUGGGGGUGGGCGACACCUGCCUGUUUGAGUCGGAGGGCCUGGUUCUCCACAAGCAGCCAAGGGAGGUGUGCCUCUGUCUCCUAGAGCUGGGUAGGAUAGCCUCAAGGUACAAAGUAGAACCACCAGGACUCAUUCAGCUGGAGAAAGAGAUUGAGCUGGAGGAGAAAGCCCCUCCCCCUCCUCCAUCACCUGUGUCCCAAGACCCGCCCCUCUCCUCCUCGCCGUCCUCGUCUUCGUCCCCCUCCCCCGCUCCAAAUAAAUCCACUGCCAGCAAGAAGAGCACAGGCAAGCUGCUGGAUGAUGCAGUGAAACAUAUUUCUGAGGAUCCCCCCUGCAAAUGUACCAAUCGAUUCUGUGUGGAGAGGCAGUCUCAAGGCCGCUACCGCGUGGGCGAGAAGGUGCUCUUUAUACGGAUGCUGAACAACAAGCAUGUGAUGGUGCGCGUGGGCGGAGGCUGGGAGACCUUCGAGAGCUACCUGCUGAAGCACGACCCGUGUCGCAUGCUCCAGAUCUCCCGGGUGGAGGGCAAAACCUCGCCCGUCACCAGCGGCCGGACCCCCAUGAUCAAGGACCUGGGCCCCGACAGCUAUCUUGUGGUGGCGGCCCACUACCGCAGCAAGAAGUGAGUGCCGGGCGGGUGUGGAGGACCUCUGGGAGGACCCGUGACGGUGCCACUCUGUGUUGAGGUUCAAAGGUGGCUGCAGGUGGAUGGAUUCCUCAGUGGCUGCAGAAGAGAAAGCGUUUAGAUGAGCCAGGAGAGACAAGGUGUUAAGGGUGACUCAUGUGAACCCACGUCUCCUUCUGAGGAGCGGGGGGGUCUGAUGGAGCUCAUGGACGUUCGAGGCCUGGUAUCAAUGUCAUCUGCUAUUCAGGUUUCAUGACCAUUGAGGCAGUAUGGGUAUUGUGAUUCUUGUUGUAUAUUUUUUGUUCUACACCAUAACAUCAGUUCCUUAUUUUUUCCUUUCUGUACUGUAUAUGAAACAUGGAGUAUUGCCCCACAUGAUGUAGUGGUGGGGCCUUCUCUGGAACCAUGCAAAACUUUUCGGUGCACACUUUAAUGAUGAGUUUAAGCUAGUUCUGCAGUCCUCACAGACUACAAAUAUGUCUAUUCUAGCACUCAUUUUAAUGCUCUAUUUACCAAAGUGAUGUAUUGCCUUGUUAUCUUAUGCUGUGAUUUGAUCGGACCAUCGUUAAACCAAAGUGGGUCUUCUACCUAUUUCCAAUUAGUCCAAUUUGUUUCUCUGUGGGUCGGCUUUGAUGGGUUGAAGUUGUAUUUUCUUAGACAUUUGUUAGGGCCACCCUUUAUAACAAGACUCGCGGUUCAGCGGCCAGUAACAUAACAGGAAAAAACAACAAACCAGAAUUAAAGGUCGUAUAAUAAUGACGCUUCAGUAAACGUAUGUCGUUCCCAAACGCCCAACAACGGGUGGACUGUUUAACCAAUACAAAAAAGGUGGAGGAAGCCUGGGUCAGCCACAUUGGGCCGUCAAAGCCAGGAGUUCCUCCUCCAAACCUACAAUUCCCUUGACUCUCUACUUACAACAGAAACACAAAAACAGACUAACAGCCCUACAUUCACGGAACCAAAACAGCUCUGGACAAAGUGACAACCAUACGAAAAGGCCAGCGGCCAGGAGCUGCCAAUAGUGAGAGACCCGUGUGGGAAGACAGGCCACGCCUUAAGUAGCGGCAAUAGUAGUAGUAGCUCCACCACCGAAUCAGGAUCACCUGAGAGACAUAGAAGAGAAAAAAGCAGGAGGAAUAGCAAAAAGGGGAGGCUCGUAACAACAUUAUGUGACGCUCUUCUUACUUUUCUUAUGCCAAUAAUUCUAAAAAUAAGUAUCUAUUUUUGUAUUUACUUUAGCUUUAAGGUGAAAGACAUUUUAACAAAAUAAAUGCAGUAUUACAGAUUA